Messenger RNA from Colletes gigas, 393 nucleotides. Its product is annotated as broad-complex core protein isoforms 1/2/3/4/5-like. Bases 1 to 393 code for a protein of 130 amino acids. The record is from RefSeq and is a predicted model, not a curated record. The transcript is spliced from 2 exons. NCBI's taxonomy places the organism in Eukaryota, Metazoa, Arthropoda, Insecta, Hymenoptera, Colletidae.
AUGCGAAGUCAGUUGGCUGGCAGCGGCGCGUCCGAUGAGUUUCGAUGCGAGCCUUGCAACAAAAUCCUGACCUCCUUAACGCGGUUGAGGCGGCACAUACAGAACGUGCACACCAGGCCCAGCAAGGAACCGAUCUGUAACAUCUGCAAGCGGGUUUACUCGAGCCUGAACAGCCUCCGGAACCACAAGAGCAUCUAUCAUCGGCAACACAGCAAGAACGAGCAGCAACGCAAGGAGAUGGAACAGAUGCGAGAACGGGAGAGAGAGCAGAGAGAACAUUCCGAGAGAGUAAGCUCUCAGCAACAACAGCAGCAGCAGCAGCAGCAGCAACAACAGCAGCAGCAACAACAGCACCAGGAUCAACAACAUCAUCAACAAUCGAGAUUGGGAUAG